Molecule: messenger RNA, 1965 nt
Organism: Leptonychotes weddellii (Weddell seal)
Lineage: Eukaryota; Metazoa; Chordata; Mammalia; Carnivora; Phocidae
Source: RefSeq, a predicted model, not a curated record
GCCGGAAGUGACGGAUCCCAAAUAGUUCCGCUUUCUUUUUUCUGGAGGAGCGGUUGGCUGCUGGGCUUGGGGGCGCGGUGGAUAUUGACCUUUGCCCCGGCCUCGUCGUGGGUGCACAGCCCUUCUCCCCGCAGCCGGCUUCCUCCCCCCAGAACCUGUUUCCGGCCUGCGAGCUUCUGCGGGAUGUUACUGUUCGCGGUGCUGCUGCCCCUGUGCUGGGCCGUGGAGGUCAAGAGGCCCCGGGGCGUCUCCCUCACCAACCAUCACUUCUAUGAUGAGUCCAAGCCUUUCACUUGUCUGGACGGCUCUGCCACCAUCCCUUUUGAUCAGGUCAAUGAUGACUACUGUGACUGCAAGGAUGGCUCAGAUGAGCCAGGUACAGCCGCCUGUCCUAACGGCAGCUUCCACUGCACCAACACUGGCUACAAACCCCUAUACAUCUCCUCCAGAUGGGUCAAUGAUGGAGUUUGUGACUGCUGUGAUGGGACCGAUGAGUACAACAGCGGGAUCGUCUGUGAGAACACCUGCAAGGAGAAGGGCCGUAAGGAGAGAGAGACGCUGCAGCAGAUGGCAGAGGUCACGCGAGAGGGGUUCCGCCUCAAGAAGAUCCUCAUCGAGGACUGGAAGAAGGCUCGGGAGGAGAAGCAGGAAAAGCUCGCUGAGCUACAGGCUGGAAAGAAGUCCCUGGAGGACCAGGUGGAGAUGCUGCGCAUGGUGAAGGAGGAGGCCGAGAAGCCAGAGAAGGAGGCCAAAGAGCAGCACCAGAAGCGGUGGGAGGAGCGGCAGGCCGCCUCCAAGGCCCAGCGGGAACAGGAGCUGGCGGCCAACGCCUUCCAGGAGCUGGACGACGAUAUGGAUGGGGCGGUCUCGGUCACCGAGCUGCAGACCCAUCCGGAACUGGACACCGACGGUGACGGGGCACUAUCAGAAGGGGAAGCUCAGGCCCUGCUCGGGGGAGAUGUGCAGACUGACGCUCCCGCCUUCUAUGACCGCGUGUGGGCCGCCAUCAGGGACAAGUACCGCUCCGAGGUGCUGCCCACCAGCCCUCCACCUGUGCCUUCUGAGCCUGACCUGACAGAGCCCAAGGAGGAGCAGUCUCCAGUGCCCUCGCCGCCCGCGGACGACGACGAGGAGGAGGAGGAGGAGGAAGAGGAAGAGGAAGAGACGGAAGAGGAGGAGGAGGAGGAGGAGGAAGAAGAUUCCCAGGUGCAGGGGGAGCAGCCCAACGUCGCAGUUCGAGGUGCCCGGGGGCCCUGUGUGGGCGCACGGGGGAGCCUGCGGUCCCGUGUCCCCUGCCCACCGUCCCCAUCCUGUGACAGGUACAUCUACCGGCUCUGCCCCUUCAAGCUCGUCUCUCAGAAACCCAAGCUUGGCGGCUCCCCCACCAGCCUUGGCACCUGGGGCUCGUGGGCUGGCCCUGAGCACGACAAGUUCAGCGCCAUGAAGUACGAGCAGGGAACGGGCUGCUGGCAGGGCCCGAACCGCUCCACCACCGUGCGCCUGCUGUGUGGCAAGGAGACCGUGGUGACCAGCACCACGGAGCCCAGUCGCUGCGAGUACCUCAUGGAGCUGAUGACGCCGGCCGCCUGCCCUGAGCCGCCGCCCGACGCGCCUGCCGACGGCGACCACGACGAGCUCUAGCCCGGCUGGGCGCCGAGAACCUCAAGGCACAGAGAUGUCCCCGGUGGGGCCGCCCGCCCACCCCACCCUGUGGCCCGAGGCCCGCCCCCCCGGUGUGCUCAGCCUCCCCACAGGGGCAGGAGCCGUGUGGAGCCCCGUGCCCUGCCGGGGGUGGUGCGGCUGCGUCCCCAGGCCCCCGCGGUCUCCAAAGGUGGAACACAGGAGUUCGCCCGCCCCAGGCACCCGGCCCCCCGCCCCCGCCCACGGUGUCUGCCUCCCUUCCUGGCGGGGAUGAGUGACUUGACCUGUGACCUCAAAACAAUAAACACCAUCCCCCCCAACCAG